GCCUGGCAUAACGGUUCCUAAGCAGGAUUUGUUGACGUUAGCUGUACACACAUUUAAACAGCAAACAAAAGUAUGUAUUAAAAUUCUCUCGACAUCAUUCGAUAAGAUUAAACAAAAAAAUAAUUCAGCCUUUUUCAACCCAUUGCAGGCUGCUCGGGUUUAAAACUCACGAACCCUUCAAAAUGAGCGAACAGCUCAAAUUGAUCGUUGAACAGCUCAACAGAGAGCCGUUUAAGAAAAACUUCAAUCUCAUUACCUUCGACUCACUCGAGCCAAUGCAGUUACUGCAGACUUUAAAUGAUGUUCUGGCCGAAAUCGAUCCAAAGCAAGCAAUUGAUAUACGUGAGGAAAUGCCUGAACAGACAGCCAAGAGAAUGUUCACUCUUUUGGGGAUGAUGAAAUACAAACCUCCUGGAGGCAUUUCUGAAGUAAGCAGUUUUCGUCAAGGUUUAGUGAUUGGCAGUAAGCCCGUGGUGCACCCCAUACUGCACUGGCUGUUACAGAGGAUUCCAGAGCUGAAGAAGAGGGCAUACCUAGCCCGAUUUCUCGCCAAACUAGAGGUGCCUGCUGAGUUUCUGCAGGAUGAUGUUAUUGCUGAGACCUACCACCAGUAUGAGGAGCUGGUUGAGGGAUUCAAAAACAUCCACAAAGAGUGUGAACAGCUAAAGAGCUCAGGUUUCUCCACAGCUGAGAUUCGACGGGACAUUGUGGUAAUGGAAGAAGAGAAGGACCAACUCAUUAAAAGAGUGGAUCGUCUUAGAAAGAGGGUGGAGGCAGUGUCAAACCACCAACGCAUGCUUGAACUGGCCAGACAGUUAAGAGUGGAAAAAGAACGAGAAGAAUCUCUCACUCAUCAGAAACAGGAGCAGAAGAACCAGCUCUUCCAGGCUGAGCAGAGACUGCAGAGAUCUCUGAUCCAGCUCAAAGACUUGCAGCAGGCAGCCGCAGAUGCAAAGCCAGAGAGCCUCAUGAAGAGACUUGAGGAGGACAUCAAGUUCAACACUUACAUGGUGUCUGAGAAAUUGCCCAGAGAGCUGGAGAACAUGACAAAGGUGGUGCAGUACCUACAGAGGGUGGCAUCUGUGCCAGCCAUGGGCCAAGCAGAACUGAGGGAGCUAGAGGACAAGAUCAGAGAAACCAACACAGAGAUCAACCAGUUGAUCGAGAAAAGAAUGAUGCAGAACGACCCGAUGGAUGAUAAACUCUCUCUGUUUAGACAGCAGGCCGCUAUUAUAGUCCGUAAGAAGGAAACCAAGGUGGAGGAGUUGCAGGAGGCCCGUGAGGAGCUGGCAGCUAUAGAGAGAGAACUGAACAUGAAGAGCAGUCAGACACGAGAGCGGGGCGGAAUGGAGCUGAUCCGGGGUGAUGAGUUUAAGCGGUAUGUGGCCAAGAUGCGUGGCAAGAGCAGCACGUAUAAGAAGAAACGUCAGGAAAUGUUUGAACUGAAGAUGGAGUAUGGUGUUCUCCAAAGAACUGAAGAGAUCCUGAAAGAACAACACACAGCUGGACAACAGCAGCUGCAAUCUCUUGAGGCUCAGCAGGGAAUCUCGGGCUACAGUGAUACUCAGGAAGAGCUGGAGAGAGUUUCAACUAUCAAGAGCGAACUGGAUGAGAUGAAGGGACGAACGCUGGACGACAUGUCUGAAAUGGUAAAGAAGCUGAAUUCAAUGAUAGCAGAGAAGAAGUCUGCUCUUUCUCCACUGAUAAAGGACCUUAGAGCUCUGAGACAGGAGUAUGCGGAGCUGGCUCCAAUGUAUGAGCAAAAAAAGGCUCAGUAUGACACCUGUGCCGCUGGACUGGAGAGCAACAGAUCAAAGCUAGAACAGGAAGUGAGGACACUCAGGGAGAAGACAACACAGGAAGAAAGCCGAUAUCAUUACAUUAAUUGCAUGAGAGAGAUCAUCGAGAGCCAGAUGCAGAGGGCAGCAGAUCAGAGUAAGAUCAGUCAGUCAGCAGACUUACAAGUGCGGAGGACAGCUCUCAGAGAAAAGUACAUUGCAUACACAGCAGAGCAGGAGUCCUUAGGCAAGGUUCUACGUCAGCAAGUGAAGCAGGUGCGAGAUAACCAGGAGCCGAAUAUGAGACAGAUGAAGAUGUGGAAGGAUCUGGAGAAGCUGUUGGAGUGUAAGAAACAGUGCUACCUCAAGGCUCAGAGCCAAGCACCUAUCGGGCACGUCAUCCAGGACGUUGGCAAGGAUAUGCUGGUUCUGUGAUGCCAUUUCCCUUUUAAAAGUGGUUUAAUAGCACUCUUCCAUUUCAGUUGCUUGUGUGUGUGUUUGUCUUUCACUGUUAUUACAGCAGUCAUUUGGCAUUCCUUCUCGAUAUUACUUUCUUCACUUCCUCUUAAUUUGUUGUAUGAAAUGUAAAUGUUUGCUCUGUUAAAAGACCUACAUAAUUGCAAUUUUUGGGAGUAAUUUUUAGAUAUGAUAUUAUUUGUUCUGGGGUUGUGAGCAAGAGAACAGAUAUGCUGAGUGUUAUCUGGAUUAAAAGGUUCAAAUUCUCAGACCCACCAGCUUCGAACAAGUCUCUAGUCUCGCUUCUGACACGUCUUUAAGAAUAGAGCCCCAGUCUUUGUGUCCAAAGAUAACACCCUACAAAUUGUUUCACUUUGGAUGCACCCGCUAGAAGUUAUUUUGGGAAACAACAGCCAUGACCUUGGGCAGAAGAGCUGUCCAAUUUUGGAAUUCAGCUGGAUCUCCUUUUUGUUUCCAUCAGUGAAGGGCUAAAGUAGCCUAAUAAACAGACUGACCAGUCCUUCAUAAGGUUUGACAUCAACAUAAAUGUUAGACAUUCCCAAACGGUUUUAUUACUAAAUGUUUCUUUGGAUAAUAUGACUUUGCACAAGCAAGAUGACAGUCAGGCCUAAGGUUUAGUUUUGCUUAUUCCUCUGUUUUCAUGUUUAAAAAGUAUAUAUAGUUAUCAAUUAAAUGUGUAAAUACUGUGUGUGUGUGUGUAUGUGUAUAUAUAUAUAUAUAUAUAUAUAUAUAUAUAUAUAAUUAGCUUCUGAUAGGAGGUGUACUGAAUUGGAGGUGUACCUGUGGAUGUGUUUUAAGGCAUACCUUCAAACUCAGUGCCUCUUUGCAUGACAUCAUGGGAAAAUCAAAAGAAAUCAGCCAAAACCUCAGGAAACAAAAUUGUGGACCUCCACAAGUCUGGUUCAUCCUUGGGAGCAAUUUGCAAACACCUGAAGGUUACCACGUUCAUCUGUACAAACAAUAGUACGCAAGUAUAAACACCAUGGGACCAUGCAGCCAUCAUACCGCUAAGGAAGGAGAUGCAUUCUGUCUCAUAGAGAUGAACGUAGUUUGGUGCAAAAAGUGCAAAUCAAUCCCAUAAUAGCAAAGGACCUUGUGAAGAUGCUGGAGGAAACAGGUAGACAAGUAUCUAUAUCUCAGUAAAAUGAGUCCUACAGUAUAUUGACAUAAGCUGAAAGGCUGCUCAGCAAGGAAGAAGCCACUGCUCUAAAACUGCCAUAAAAAAGCCAGACUACAGUUGCAAGUACACAUGGGGACAAAGAUCUUACUUUUUGGAGAAAUGUUCUCUGGUCUAAUGAAACAAAAAUGUAACUGUUUGGCCAUAGUGACCAUCGUUAUGUUUGGAGGAAAAAGGGUGAGGCUUGCAAGCUGAAGAACACCAUCCCAACCGUGAAGCAUGUGGGUGGCAGCAUCAUGUUGUGGGGGUGCUUUGCUGCAGGAGGGGCUGGUGCACUUCACAAAAUAGAUGGCAUCAUGAGGAAGGAAAAUUAUGUGGAUAUAUUGAAGCAACAUCUCAAGACAUCAGCCAUGAAGUUAAAGCUCAGUCACAAAUAGGACUUCCAAAUGGACAAUGACCCCAAGCAUACCUCCACAAUUGUGGCAAAAUGGCUUAAGGACAACAAAGUCAAGGUAUUGGAGUGGCCAUCACAAAGCCCUGACCUCAAUCUGAUAGAAAAUUUGUGGGCAGAACUGAAAAAGCGUGUGCGAGCAAGGAGGCCUACAAACCUGACUCGGUUACACCAGUUCUGUCUGGAGGAAUGGGCCAAAAUUCAAGCAACUUAUUGUGAGAAGCUUGUGGAAGGCUACCCAAAACGUUUGACCCAAGUUAAACAAUAUAAAGGCAAUGAUACCAAAUACUAACAAAGUGUAUGUAAACAUCUGAUCCACUGGGAAUGUGAUGAAAGAAAUAAAAUCUUAAAUAAAUCAUUCUCUCUACUAUUAUUCUGACAUUUCACAUUCUUAAAAUAAAAUAGUGAUCCUAACUGACCUAAGUCAGGGAAAGUUUUCUAUGAUUAAAAGUAAGGAAUUGUGAAAAACUGAGUUUAAAUGUAUUUGGCUAAGGUGUAUGUAAACUUCUGACUUCAGCUGUGUACACACACACAUACACCCACACCCACACACACACACACACUGCCGGUCAAAAGUUUGCAAUA
Molecule: messenger RNA, 4408 nt
Organism: Myxocyprinus asiaticus (Chinese sucker)
Lineage: Eukaryota; Metazoa; Chordata; Actinopteri; Cypriniformes; Catostomidae
Product: intraflagellar transport protein 81 homolog
Exons: 18
Coding region: 183-2213 (676 amino acids)
Biological process (GO): cilium assembly; intraciliary transport
Cellular component (GO): intraciliary transport particle B; centrosome; cilium
Molecular function (GO): tubulin binding
Source: RefSeq, a predicted model, not a curated record